Molecule: messenger RNA, 2163 nt
Organism: Myotis myotis
Lineage: Eukaryota; Metazoa; Chordata; Mammalia; Chiroptera; Vespertilionidae
Gene: ANGPT2
Product: angiopoietin 2
Exons: 9
Coding region: 145-1629 (494 amino acids)
Biological process (GO): Tie signaling pathway; angiogenesis
Molecular function (GO): receptor tyrosine kinase binding
Source: RefSeq, a predicted model, not a curated record
GCUCCCGCAGGACGGGGCCGCUGGCUGCCAGGGGCGCAGCACAGGGCCGCGGAUGGACCCUGAGCCCAGCGGUUGAGCCCGGCGUCCGUCCGUCCCACGCGCCCGGUGGGCUGCUGAGCGGCGGGGCCAGCGCAGACGGCAGGCAUGUGGCAGCUCCUGUUCCUCACGCUGAGCUGGGACCUGGUCCCGGCCGCCGCCCACAGCCUCCACAGGAGCAUGGACGGCGCGGGGCGGCGGCAGUACCAGGUGCAGCACGGCGCCUGCAGCUACACCUUCCUGCUGCCCGAGACCGACAACUGCCGCCCGCCCGCCGGCUCCUACGUGUCCAACGCGGUGCAGAGGGACGCGCCCCUCGACUACGACGACUCGGUGCAGAGGCUGCAGGUGCUGGAGGGCAUCAUGGAGAACAACACGCAGUGGCUGAUGAAGCUGGAGAGCUACAUCCAGGACAGCAUGCGCAGGGGCGUGGCCGCGCUGCAGCAGAGCGCCGCGCACAACCACACGGCCGCCAUGAUGGAGAUGGGCUCCAGCCUCCUCAACCAGACCGCGGCGCAGACGCGCAAGCUGACGGACGUGGAGGCCCAGGUGCUGAACCAGACGACGAGACUCGAGCUCCAGCUCCUGGAACAUUCCCUGUCCACCAACAAGCUGGAGAAACAGAUCCUGGACCAGACCAGUGAGAUCAGCAAGCUGCAGGACAAGAACAGCGUCCUGGAGAAGAAAGUGCUCGACAUGGAAGGCAAGCACACAGUGCAGCUCCAGUCCAUGAAGGAGGAGAAGGACCAGCUGCAGGUGCUGGUGUCCAAGCAGAACUCCAUCAUCGAGGAGCUCGAGAAGCAGCUGGUGACGGCGACGGUGAACAACUCCGUCCUGCAGAAGCAGCAGCACGACCUCAUGGAGACCGUGCACAGCCUGCUGACCCUCGUGUCCACGUCGGGCGCUAGGCCGGCCCCGGCCGCGAAGGAGGAGCAAGUCACUUUCCGAGACUGCGCGGAGGCCUUCAAGUCCGGCCUGACCACCAGCGGCGUCUACACGCUGACCUUCCCCAACUCCACGGAGGAGACAAAGGCCUACUGCGACAUGGAGUCCUCUGGGGGCGGGUGGACCCUCAUCCAGCGACGAGAGGACGGCAGCGUGGACUUCCAGAGGACGUGGAACGAGUACAAAGCGGGCUUCGGGAACCCGGCGGGCGAGCACUGGCUGGGGAACGAGUUUGUCUCCCAGGUGACCGCCCAGAAGCGCUACGUGCUGAGGAUCCGCCUGGCUGACUGGGAGGGGAACGAGGCCCAGGCCCUGUACGAGCACUUCUCCCUCUCGGGCGAGGACCUCAACUACAGGAUCCACCUGAAGGGCCUCACGGGGUCGGCCGGCAAGAUCAGCAGCAUCAGCCAGCCGGGGAGCGACUUCAGCACCAAGGACGCGGACAAGGACCGGUGCAUCUGCAAGUGUGCGCAGAUGCUCACGGGAGGCUGGUGGUUCGACGCGUGUGGCCCCUCCAACCUGAACGGAAUGUACUACCCGCAGAGGCAGAGCACCAACAGGUUCAACGGCAUCAAGUGGUACUACUGGAAGGGCUCGGGCUACUCGCUCAAGGCCACGGCCAUGAUGAUCCGGCCUGCGGAUUUCUGAGGCCUGCGCCUGCGGUACCCCUCCACCUGAACCCAGGGGACACAGCUGCGUCGUCCCUCCACCCCAGAGGGACAUGCCCGGGGCCUGAGUCAGAGCCCUCGAAACUCCCCACGGACACCUGCCCUGCUUGGCAACCCCAGCACAGCCCGACCUUCACCUCGUGACCUGCAGGCGUCUGCGCAGAUGAGCUUAAGCUGCAAAUGAGAAGGUGGCUCGCGGGCUCCGUGUCACACCGUGUCAAGCACAUCAGUGAAUAACUGGAAACAGCUCUGGGCUCCGGGGUCGUCUGGCUGCACCCACGCCCCACCCCGUGCACAGACUCAGGGGCUCCCUGGGAGGGUCACAGUGUCUUUGCCCUCCUCUUGGGUGCUUUACAUUUUCAUCUGAAAAUAGCGUAUUUGCAUAGGCGUCGCCAGCUUAGUUCUAAGCUAAUGCUCAAAAACACAUGUCAAGUUUAUACGGAGAAAUUCCCAGGAUGUAUUCUUUUAUUUUAUGUAAAGAUUGUACUACUUUUUUUGCUGCCUGUUAACUAUG